This is a messenger RNA of Brugia malayi, 1422 nucleotides long. RefSeq lists its product as uncharacterized. NCBI's taxonomy places the organism in Eukaryota, Metazoa, Nematoda, Chromadorea, Rhabditida, Onchocercidae. The transcript has 11 exons. Gene Ontology annotation, cellular component: nucleus; cytosol. Bases 1 to 1422 code for a protein of 473 amino acids. The record is from RefSeq and is a predicted model, not a curated record. Gene Ontology annotation, biological process: glycosaminoglycan biosynthetic process. Gene Ontology annotation, molecular function: NAD binding; UDP-glucose 6-dehydrogenase activity.
AUGCAACAGAUUCAACACAUAGCGUGCGUGGGUGCUGGAUAUGUUGGUGGGCCAACAUGUGCUAUGAUCGCUUACAAAUGUCCAGAGAUACGAGUCACUGUUGUGGAUAUGAACGCGGAAAAGAUCAAACAAUGGAAUUCAGAUCAUUUGCCUAUUUUUGAGCCAGAUCUUGAUGAAAUUGUGAAAUCAUGUCGUGGAAAGAAUCUCUUUUUCUCCGACGAUAUACCGUCAGCAAUACGAAAUGCCCAACUUAUUUUCAUGUCCGUUAAUACACCAACAAAAACAUAUGGAAAAGGAAAAGGUAUGGCACCCGACCUAAAAUACGUGGAAUCUGUUUCACGUGCCAUAGCAGAAUAUUCUUGUGGUCCGAAAAUUAUUGUUGAAAAAAGUACGGUGCCUGUAAAAGCUGCUGAAAGUAUCAGUGCCAUAUUGAAUGAAGCACAGAAGAAAAAUCCUCAACUUUCCUUUCAGGUAUUAUCGAAUCCAGAGUUUUUAUCAGAAGGAACAGCAAUAAACAAUUUAGCAAAUCCAGAUCGUGUUUUAAUAGGCGGAGAGAGUUCUCCAGAUGGUUUGGCAGCUAUGGCUCAACUGAUACAAAUUUACGAGCAUUGGGUACCACGGGAGAGAAUUAUAACUACUAAUACUUGGUCUUCAGAGCUAUCGAAAUUGGCAACGAAUGCAUUCCUUGCACAGCGAAUUUCAAGCAUAAAUGCAAUAUCUGCGAUCUGUGAAGCAACUGGUGCUGAUAUACGGGAAGUUUCUUAUGCAAUUGGUCGAGAUACUCGUAUUGGGAAUCAAUUUCUUCAGGCUAGUGUUGGCUUUGGAGGUAGCUGUUUUCAGAAAGAUGUUUUAAGCCUUGUUUAUCUCGCCGGAUCCUUGAAUCUUCACAAAGUGGCUGAUUAUUGGUUGCAAGUUGUCGAAAUCAAUAAUUGGCAAAGGAGACGUUUUGCUGAUAAAAUCAUUUCUGAAAUGUUUAAUACAGUAUCAAAUAAGAGAAUCGCCAUAUUUGGUUUUGCUUUCAAGAAAAAUACUGCUGACACGAGAGAAUCCUCAGCUAUUCACAUAGUAAAGUAUUUGCUUGAUGAGGAUGCUAAACUGGUUGUAUACGAUCCGAAGGUACCAGAAUCACAAAUGCGUUAUGAACUAAAUCAGAUUUCCUCUAAAGAAACUGUUGAGAGACUGUUCACAUUCUCGAAGAAUCCAUACGAAGCAGCGAUGAAUUCACAUGCUAUAGUUGUGCUUACUGAAUGGGACGAGUUCAAAAGUUAUGACUAUCGAUAUAUUUUCAACUCGAUGGCGCAGCCGGCAUCAAUAUUUGAUGGCCGGCUCAUUCUGGAUCACAACAAAUUGCGCGAGAUUGGUUUUAAUGUAUCCGCAAUUGGGAUCGCUUCAUCACAGUCAUGCAAGAAUUGCUACAAAUAA